This is a messenger RNA of Aplosporella prunicola CBS 121167, 369 nucleotides long. RefSeq lists its product as uncharacterized. Gene Ontology annotation, biological process: rRNA processing. Gene Ontology annotation, molecular function: peptidyl-prolyl cis-trans isomerase activity; DNA binding. NCBI's taxonomy places the organism in Eukaryota, Fungi, Ascomycota, Dothideomycetes, Botryosphaeriales, Aplosporellaceae. The transcript has 2 exons. Bases 1 to 369 code for a protein of 122 amino acids. The record is from RefSeq and is a predicted model, not a curated record.
AUGCCCCCGAAAAGCAAAUCCGGCGGCAGCAAAGACGCCGGCAAAGGCGCCGGCGCAGCAGACAAAAGCAAGCUCAAGCCCGCCACCAGCAUCAACGUGCGCCACAUCCUGUGCGAGAAACACGGCAAGAAGGAGGAGGCGCUGGCGAAGCUGCGCGCGGGGGCCAAGUUCGACGAUGUGGCGCGAGAGAUGAGCGAGGAUAAGGCGAGGCAGGGCGGUUCCCUAGGCUGGAAGACGCGCGGCAGCCUGCUGGCCGAUUUCGAAAAAGUCGCGUAUGAGCUUGAGCCCAGCUCGACGGGGAAUCCGAAGAUAGGCGAGGUCAAGACGGGAGAGGGCUAUCAUAUUAUUAUGGUUGAGGGGCGGAAAUAG